AUGAGAUAGAAGGAUAGACAAAAGAGUAAAGGGAAAUACUUGAGCAUAUCAAAGGAACUAGUUUAAAUAGUGGAUGUUCAUGGGGGACCAAAUUGUAAGAAUUGGGGAUAAGUUGCAAGACAUUUGGAAGCUCAGGUUGGAAUAAAGAUUGAGAAGGCCUACAGAUUGAAAAGAGCAUGGGAAUCUUUUGUUGAUUACAAUGAAAACAUGUCUAAGGAAUAAUUGGCCACCCUAUUCGAAACAGCGAUAAAAACAAGGGGCAAUAUGGAUUAUGCAAAACACGAAUUCAAGAGAUUGACAGGAAUCUAAUUGUAUUCAACUCGAUAUGCUGAUUAUGUUAAAACGUGGUUGAAACCAGGGUUGUUGGGAUUUAAGGAUUGCUAUAUAUUUUCAGUGGUGAAGUCGUUAAGGAGAUCUGAUUUCUAUUAGAAACAUACAAUGAUAUAGCCAAUAACGGUGUUAUCAAUGUUGAGAAUACUGGAUCACGACAUAGACGAAUACAAAGAUGAUUACUUUGUGAGAGAUUUCAGGGAAAGCGCAAUGAAGUUACAGGAGUUAUUGAAAUGCUAUGCUAGCUGUUUUUCAGAUUCAAGAGAGGAGAGAUAUAGUAAGUUCUCCAAGAUAACUACGAGACAUCAAUUUAAAAAGAUCUACUUUUACUUGCAAUUGAUGGAGGAGUUUAGAAGGAUCAAUAGAUUCUUCACUAAUCAUGCGAAUCAAUUAACAUUUCAUCCGAUGCUAUACAAGACUAUUGAGCAAAACAAACAAUGCCCAAUUUAUAAGCUGACUCUGUUAGAAAAUGACUAUUCCAAAAAACUCUAAUUAUUUAAUGAAUCUAAUAAUAAUGAGAAUGAAUAGUUUUCGGUUCUUUUGAAGCCGAAGAAAAAACGCAAUUCUUAGAAAGGGAAUGAUGAGGAAAAGAAUAAAAAGAAGGAGCAAUAGAAUCCGUAUGUUUAUCAAUUGGAGGAGGAAGAUUUGGUAAAAUAGAUAAAAGUGCCAAAGAAGGUGAGUGAAACUAAGAAGAAAUACAAGAACUAUCGAUAUUUUAGAGGACAUUUUAUUAGAGAAGGGUAGUAUUAAUGUAAAGGAUUGACGACGAAGGACUUUGAAUAUGAUGUUCCACUUGAAUAAUGA
This is a messenger RNA of Paramecium tetraurelia, 1134 nucleotides long. RefSeq lists its product as uncharacterized. The record is from RefSeq and is a predicted model, not a curated record. NCBI's taxonomy places the organism in Eukaryota, Ciliophora, Oligohymenophorea, Peniculida, Parameciidae. The transcript has 2 exons.